This is a messenger RNA of Aspergillus calidoustus, 555 nucleotides long. NCBI's taxonomy places the organism in Eukaryota, Fungi, Ascomycota, Eurotiomycetes, Eurotiales, Aspergillaceae. The record is from the annotation of a GenBank genome assembly.
AUGUCCACUCCAAGCAAAGUGGAAGAAAUUGAGGGCGACCUUUUCACUGCUCCAGAAGGCGCUGCUUUGAUUCACGCAUGCAAUUGCAAAGGGUCAUGGGGCGCUGGAAUUGCACUUGAGUUUAAGAAAAGAUACCCGGCCGCCUUCCGGGUCUAUAAGUCCUUCUGCGAUGAUUUCCAGAAGAAUCCCCAUUAUCUCACCACAACCCAACCUUCCGUUGGCGACGUUCAGGUCCAGCUCCCGGAAGGUCAUACUCUCAUAAUUCCACCGCAGCCAGAGGACUACGAGAAGAGUUCCGGAAAGAAGCACUGGAUAAUUUGUCUGUUCACGUCUUAUGGGCUUGGAGGAACUCUGAGCUCUCCCGCUGAGGUUCUCAGAAACACCGAGACUGCUCUCGCGGAUCUGAAAACACAGCUACAUGAGUCACAGUAUGCUGAAAUCGCUGGGCUGUACGCCUGUCGGAUCAACUCGGGGCUGUUUAAGGUCGAUUGGAAUCUUACAAAGCAGAAGAUGGAGCAGGCUGAUUUGGAUAUUACUGUUAUUUCUCCGUCGUGA